GCCGUGACGCUCAGGCCCCAGAGGCCCUGCCUGCGUAGUCCGCGGUGGUGGCGGAGGUGGCUGUGCCCCGCCCUCCCGCCGCGACUGGUCACCUUCGCUCUGGAGCAGUCGCACUGAGGCAGAAAUGCCGCCGUCGGACCGGGGCCUGCUCUUGCUAGGCCUGGUCCUGGGCUCCUUCUGCACCCUUCUAGGAUCCGUGGCGCCAGGCAACAAUUCCAAAGGUCAUCUCACUGAAGCCGCACCCUCCCGUGCAGAUGCUCUGAAUGUCCUUCUAAUCAUUGUGGACGACCUGCGUCUCUCCCUGGGUUGUUAUGGGGACAAGCUCAUAAGGUCUCCAAACAUCGACCAACUGGCAUCCCACAGUCUCCUCUUCCAGAAUGCCUUUGCCCAGCAAGCAGUGUGCGCCCCGAGCCGAGUUUCCUUCCUCACAGGGAGGAGACCUGACACCACCCGCCUGUAUGACUUCAACUCCUACUGGAGAGUGCAGGCUGGAAACUUUUCCACCAUCCCCCAGUACUUCAAAGAGAAUGGCUACGUGACCAUGUCAGUUGGAAAAGUCUUUCACCCAGGAAUAUCUUCUAAUCAUAGUGAUGAUUCUCCAUAUAGCUGGUCGGUUCCACCUUAUCAUCCCUCCUCUGAAAAGUAUGAAAAUACUAAGACAUGUAAAGGGCCAGAUGGAGAACUCCAUGCCAACCUGAUUUGCCCUGUGGAUAUGGCAGACAUACCUGAGGGUACCUUGCCUGAUAAACAGAGCACCAAGAAAGCCAUACAAUUGUUGGAAAAAAUGAAAACAUCUUCCAGUCCUUUCUUCCUGGCUGUUGGGUAUCACAAGCCACACAUCCCCUUCAGAUACCCUAAGGAGUUUCAGAAAUUGUAUCCCUUGGAGAACAUCACCCUGGCUCCUGAUCCCCAUGUCCCUCCUGGCCUCCCUCCUGUAGCCUAUAACCCCUGGAUGGACAUCAGGCAGCGGGAGGAUGUCGAAGCUUUAAACCUCAGUGUGCCCUAUGGCUCAAUUCCUGUGGACUUUCAGAGGAAAAUACGUCAGAGCUACUUUGCCUCUGUUUCCUACAUGGACACGCAGGUUGGCCACCUUUUGAGUGCUUUGGAUGACCUUCAGCUGGCCAACAGCACUAUUGUUGCAUUUACCUCAGAUCACGGGUGGGCUCUAGGCGAACAUGGAGAAUGGGCCAAAUACAGCAAUUUUGAUGUCACUACUCAUGUUCCCCUGAUGUUCUAUGUUCCCGGAAGGACGGCUCCGCUUCCAGAGGCAGGCGAGAAGCUUUUCCCUUACAUCGACCCUUUUGAUUCCAUCUCAGAAUUGAUGGAGCCAGGACGGCAAGUCGAGGACCCUGUGGAGCUUGUCUCUCUCUUUCCCACACUCGCAGGACUUGCAGGAUUGCAUGUUCCACCUCGCUGCCCCAGUCCCUCAUUUCAUGUGGAGCUGUGCCGAGAAGGCCAGAGCCUUCUGAACCAUUUUCAAUUUCAUGAUUUGGAAGAGGAUCUGACCCUCCGUGGUAAUCCCCGUGAGUCCAUUGCCUAUAGCCAGUACCCCCGGCCUGCAGACUAUCCUCAGUGGAAUUCUGACAAGCCAAGUUUAAAAGAUAUAAAGUUCAUGGGAUAUUCCAUACGCACAAUAGACUACAGGUAUACUGUGUGGGUUAGCUUUAAUCCCCAUGAAUUUUUGGCUAAUUUUUCUGAUGUCCAUGCAGGGGAACUGUACUUUGUAGAUUCCGACCCUUUGCAGGAUCAUAACAUGUAUAAUGAAACCCAAGGUGGAGAUCUUCCCCAAUUGUUGACACCUUGAGUUGUGCCAACCAUAGAGGGCAUAUAUAUGUAAUGUGCUCCCUUCUGGUUGGUGACAGAAUGAGUUAGAGCUGGUUAUUUUGUAAUAUCCCUUAAUAUUUGAAGAGGUACCAAGGGGUAUGCAAUGAAAAUAUGCAUGAAUAAUUUGGCCUAAAAAUAUAUAACAGCCAAACAUUUUUAUUUGCUCUUUAUUAAUUUCUAAUUGUUAAUUAAACUGGGGCUUGGCUGAUCCUUUUCCUUCCUUUUUUUGAACAGUCAUAGCUUAUUUAUUGAAUGGAUAUGUACAGAGUGAGCAAACUAAAAUUAUUAUACCUUUAGAUAUCAAGAACAUAAUAACCAAACAUAGCACUAUAUUCAAGAAAUACUUUGUUUGUGGAAUUUAGUACAUUUCAAAAAAGUAAGCAUAUAUCAAAUUAGGUUCAACACUAAGUUCCUGGUUCUCUAUAACUUAAUAAUUUGUCUUAGUUAAACCAAUAUAAUAAAAGUAUUAUGUUAACAUGUAAUCCAAAUUUCUUUUUAAAAUGUGAAGUUAAAUAAUAAUGCUAGAUGCCAAGGUCUUAAAGUCUUAUCUUAAAUUUUUGUUUCUAAGAUCAUAAAAUUUCAAAAUCCAAAGAUAAAAUAUAUAUAAAGUGAUUAAUGUGGAAUUUCUACAUCAAAUAAUAAAUAAUACUUAGUAAACUUGAGGCAUGAGAUGUAUGAGAAUUUCAGUUAAAUUUUUUUAGAGACUUUCUGACCCAAAUAAUAAUUUGUUAGUAAAUAAUAUGACCCAUGAACCCAAAGGCCAUCUAUUAAAGAGUGUUAUUUACAAUAGAAAGCAUUAAAAGGAAUAACUAUCCAUGAAUUGAAUCACAACCUUAUUAGUGUUCCUCUUCAAGGGUGUUUUGUUACAGACAUCCAUUUAUCCAGGAGGCAAGAAAUAUUCUAUUUUUAAUUACUGAUUAAAUAAAACAUUAACUUUAUUAAAUUAUAAAUUAUUUUGAGAAUUGUGAAAACUUUUUAUUAGUAUAACAUUAGGUAAUUUCGAAUCCCCAAGAAUGUAGUUCUGUAUUCUCUAAAUAUGAAAGUAACCAAAAAUACAAGUGGUAGUGAUACACUUAGCCUAUAUCAUUUUAAAAAGGAUGCAAUAUUCACAACUCAUAUUUCCAACAUGUUGAAGCUGAUUAAUUAUCAUUAGUCAUAACAAGAGUUAACCACUUUCUAAAUAAACAUAAUGAGCCCUAUAUUAAAGUGAGUAAUAUUUAGUAUUUCUGUUUGUACAAGUGCAUCAUUGUUUAAAGGUAAAUGCUUGUAAAACAAAAUACAGCAAAUUAGAGUGUAGUAAGUGGUAACCAAAAAAGGCAAGAUAUUAUAUUAAAAGAUUACUUCAAAUCAGUAAAAUUUCAGAAUUUUAUAAUUAUUUUUUACUAAAUAGCCUACAAUAGAGGUAUAUAUGGUAAUACAACGAUCUUCUAAGUGAUUAAGUGACUUAGUGUUCUGGCAACAACAAUUUCUACUUCAGGAGGGAAGGCCUUAUUCAUCUCCCCAAUUCUGAAGCUCUUCUCUCUUGUGGAAGUCUCAGCUUCACAUGUAGACGGUUUCCCUCAGCCUUUUCUUUUAAUGCUUCAUCCACUUUAUGGAUCUUAUCACUUCCACUACAAUUUUUACAAUCCAGUCUGUAAAUUUCUCAUGACAUAUUUUCAGUGUUUUUAGCUUUAUUUCCUACUCUACAGUUUCAGUAAGUUUUAUCACAGUUUUAUUUCACAUUCUUUGUUGCUCCUAUUGACUAUGAUACAUACACUCAUCACUUUUUCUCACUUUAUUUCUUGAAGCACAGUUUUAUUAUAAAAAAUCUCCAAAUUCUGCAUUUUUUUUAAAAUCAUAAGCUGAACUAUGCCGUUUCGGCAGUAAUUUAUCUGCAUUACUAAAGCAACAUCUGGGUCUUGCAUGUUGAUCUGUCUCUGCUGGAAGUGCUUCAUGAGGGUGUAGCCUCAGAAUACUUCAGCUCUCUUUAGGUUGUAGUUUUACUUGGCCUCCCUUUACAAAUCUCUCUUUUUAGAAGUUCUGCAUUUCACAUUCAGUGCCAUACUCUUCUAAAACAUCUAACAAGUUAUGGUUGCUUUUUGUUUAUUUGUGAUACUGAACCCAAUUUAGAGCCACUUUUGUUUCCUUUUGUAUGUCUCCAACAUACAGUGGAAUGAGCAGCCACUUCUAGUUUUUAGAUAUCAAAGUUGACCACAUUCCUUAUCUUGACUUAGUUUAGAUAAACCACAUCUUUGUUGUCUCACAAUCUCACUGAUCAUACAUCUUUUAUUAAUGGUUCUCCACUCACUUGGUUUGUAGAAAGUCCCAUUUCACUUGACCAGGGGUUCUUUUAUACAGUUCAGUUAAAACUAGAACAAGUGAUCCUAAUAAUUUUGAAUGGUCCUAAUCCAGUGGAUCACAAAUAUGGGGGUACAUCAGAGAACCACCUGAAGGGCUUGUUAAAAUCCAGUGUACUGGGCCCUUCCCAUAAAGGUUCUGAUUCACUGUGUCUGGGUGAGGCCUGAGAAUUUGCAUUUCUUGCAAAUCACUCUGCAGCUCUAAAGACCACACAUUGAGAACCACUACCCCUAUGUGUGUACUGUCCAGUAGGUACAUGUGACUAUUAAUUGUAAAUUAGUUAAAAUGAAAUAAACAUUUCAAAAGCAGAAUCUCAAUUGCACUUGCCAUAUUUCAAGUGCUCAAUAGCCGCAUGUGGUUGUUAGUGGUUACCAUGUUGGACAACACAGAUCUAGAACCUUUUUGUCAUGACAGAAUGUAGAUUGAAUGGAGUUGCUCUACAUUAACUCUGCAUUUGAGCUGGAUCCACGUGGUUGUUGGCAAGUUCCUCCUAUGGGCUGAUUCUCUACCCUGGGUUUGCCUGUGAAGCCAUGUCCAGGAGUGAGUGAAGUAUGUUUGGUUUAAGCAUAGCAUAGGGAGUUCACUCUGGCAAUCAACCUCUUUUUCUCCAUUACCAUGGCCAUUGCCUCAGCCCUUCUCACCUCCUUCCCAAGUAGUUUACCCACCCCUCUUCUUUCCUCCCUCAGUCCCUAAAGAAUCCAUGUGUCUUCCUGAAAUCCCUCUUCAAUCCUGCCCUUUGAGAACACCAUUAGUGCCUACUACUGGGUCUACAAAGACCUCCGCUGAGCAGUCAGAGUCUUCCCUGACUCCACAAAUCCCCUUCCCUCGGUUGACCAGUUUGUAUACUGGUCCCUCACUUUCCUUUGCCAAUCCCUGCCUCCCCAUCCACCCCUAGAUUUUUCCCUCCCCCCUUCACCAUCCAUUCAUGGUCAUUCUUCACACCCUACUCCCGUGCUCCCACCUACAAGAGGGUGAGGGUUUGUGACUCUCUAGACUACAUCUUGGGAUGAAAUGAACAUCACUAAAGAAUCUUGUGGUCCCCUUACUUUAAAAAAGGUAUUUUUUUUCUUGAUUACAAAAUUGUGGUAAUUAUUAGAAAAAUUGGAUAACAGAAAUAUAGUAAAAGGUAAGAAAAUGCAUCAGUAUUUUACCCCAAGAUAGUCACUUAAUAUCUUGUCUUUUUUGGGGUGUGAAUUUUUACUAGUAUAAGGUUGUCAUCAUACUAUGUGCUUUAUUGUACAAUUUUGUAUUCUUGGUUUUUUCCCCACUAAUUAUUAUAUGUGGUUACUACAGAUUUUUGUAAAGAUGCUUUAUACUGGUGGGAAUAUAUUUUAUUGUGUAGUUUUUAUCAAUGUACACAACCUUCUUUCAGUUAUUCAACGUUUAAGUUAUUUCCAAAUUUUUAGUAUUGCAAAUAAUGCUGUGAUUAACAACUUUUUGAAUAAAAUUUUUAUGUAUUUCAAAUUACUCUCUUAGGAUAGUCUUUCAGUGGCACAUUGUCAAAAGCUUCUCUAUUUUGCUACUCUUCCCACUCUCCUGUUACCUUAGGGCAGUGAAGCUAACAAUAAAGCAAAUAAGCAUACAAAUAAAAACCAUGAAAUCAACAAACCCCCAAACACCCACCCCUAAUGAUAAUAGAUAAAAGUGGUAUUUUAUUUUACCUUCUAAUUCUUUGCUCAUUAAAGACUUUGAUCAUGUUCUCUCUGUACAAUUGUUGGACAUCUGUAUUUCUAGUAUGUGAAGCUGCCUUUUAAAUUUGGUUUUGGGUUUCACUUUUUAAGUAAUUAAACAAAUUGUUCUUUUCCUAUGUGAUUUUUCCCUGUCUUUUCCUGUUAAACCUGGAGACCUCUCUCAUUCUGGAGAUUGAAUAAAUAUUCAUAAUCCUUUGA
This is a messenger RNA of Myotis daubentonii (Daubenton's bat), 6050 nucleotides long. RefSeq names its product iduronate 2-sulfatase (gene IDS). Gene Ontology annotation, molecular function: iduronate-2-sulfatase activity. NCBI's taxonomy places the organism in Eukaryota, Metazoa, Chordata, Mammalia, Chiroptera, Vespertilionidae. The record is from RefSeq and is a predicted model, not a curated record. Gene Ontology annotation, cellular component: cytoplasm.